This is a messenger RNA of Drosophila subpulchrella, 873 nucleotides long. RefSeq lists its product as uncharacterized. The record is from RefSeq and is a predicted model, not a curated record. NCBI's taxonomy places the organism in Eukaryota, Metazoa, Arthropoda, Insecta, Diptera, Drosophilidae. The transcript has 8 exons. Bases 1 to 873 code for a protein of 290 amino acids.
AUGUUGAUUAGCUCCGAGUUUAAGUUUACAAACUUUAACUGUACAUCUUUUGAUAAAAAAGUUGGAGAGUUUGAGUACUGCUACCUGAAGUCGAUAAACCGCAGCUACAAAUAUAUUUCCGGAAAAUAUAAGUUGUACCAAAUCCCCUUUGAGAACAUAAAGGUGCAUUUCACAAUGUGGAAGCGUUUAAACGGAUACAAGCCAUUCCUCUACAAUAUAACGACGGAUGCUUGCAAAUUUCUUAGAAAUCCCAAGUCAAGUCCAGUAAUGAAAUAUAUUUUUGAAUCGUUCAUCGAAUACUCCAAUAUUAACCAUUCGUGUCCAUACAGAAACGAUCUAAUUCUGGAAAAACUUCCCAUUGAUUUUAUGAAUCAUCGGGUGACACAAAUUCUUCCCAUUCCUGAGGGAGAUUACUUACUUGAAUUUCUUAUACAAUCAGCCGAGGAAAUUGACUCCCGAGUAGAAUUUACAAACGUUGUUUGCACAUGUUUUAAUAAAUCAUAUUGUGAAUACGAUUACUGCUUUUUGAAGUCUGUCAAUCGCAGCUAUAAGUAUACUUCGAUGAAAUUAAGGCUAUAUCAACUUCCCAUCUUCAAAGCCGUAAUAAAUGUCGCAAUUUGGAAACGAUACAGUGGAUAUAAACCCUUUAUGUACAACAUCACGGUGGACGCCUGUAAGUUUUUGAAAAAUCGGAAUUCAAAUCCUGUGGCAAAAUUUCACGAUUUAAUCAUGGACAAGCUUCCCACCGAUUUCAUCAAUCAAAGAUUGACAGCAGUUCUUCCAUUCCCUGAGGGCGAUUAUCGCAUUGAUUUCAACUGGCUACACUCUCAUCUUAUAGUAUUGACGACCAAAGUUUAUUUGACACUUUCCUAA